CACAUUACUUCCCCUUUAAUCAUAAAUAUGUUUGGAUGCAGAAAAAAGUGUAGAGGAUUAAUAAUUAUCGAACAUGACUAGAUUAAGAAAGUUUGAGAUUGCGUUAAGUAAUCAUCAAGUGGUAUAUUUUCCAGGACAAUGUGUUCAAGGACACCUUAUCGUAGAAUUAGAAGAGGAAAUGGAAAUGAGAGGGUUAUAUUUAGACUGUCAAGGGAAAGGGCAAGUAAUGUGGAAGGCCGGGAAACACCAUGUUGUUGCGACGGAGGACUACCUGAAUGUUGUUUUAAAAUUAUUUGGCAAUGAUCAAGGAGUUGGCGGCAAUGUUAAAUUGAACGCUGGCAACCAUGCGUUUCCAUUUCAGAUCUUACUUCCGGUUAAUGCACCAGGAUCUUUCGAGGGAUUAGAAAACUGUUAUGUUCGAUACUUUCUUAAAGCAACAAUUGACAGACCAUGGAAGUUUGAUAAACAUUAUAAAAUGUUGUUUACGGUUGCUUCGGUGCUUGACUUAAACACUGUAGUAAAUGCCGGUACACCAGCCCAAACAAAUGACGCAAAGACUGUGUGUUGUAUGUGUUGUGAAAGCGAUCCUGUGUCUGCAAAUUUUCGCAUAGAUAAAAUCGGAUACGUUCCUGGGGAAUGUAUUGUAUUUGAUGCGGAAAUACAGGAUGGAACGGGACGCGGAAUAAAUUCAUCAAUUGUCAAAUUAGUUAUGCUGACGGUUUAUCAAACUCCUCAUGGGGCUAGGAGAGAAAUCAAGAGAGAAAUAGGGCGUUUACAUCAUGGGACUGUAACCCCAGGAGGAACAGAUGUCUGGAGGCGAGAGAAGCUUCGAGUUCCCCCUUGUCCGCCAUCAUUUUUACCAAAUUGUAACAUUAUUGAGAUCCAUUAUGUUAUUGAGCUAGUGGUUGAUGUUGCCGACACUCCGUUCGACCUUCACCUUCCUGUAUCUGUAGUAAUAGGAACCAUACCGUUACACUCUGUGGUUCAACAGUACUUGCCGCAAAGUCAGCCAGGAACUGUUACAGAACAACCUCAGGCGUCUGGUGCAUCAGGAUUCUCUCCGUCUAUAAACGCUGACUUACCUCCGCCGACCUAUAAAGAAUGUGUUCUAGGAAGGGUAGACACAAUGGACGCAGAUGAACAAUAUGCUGCUGGAGAGAAGAACUUUGCACCUUCGUAUACGUAUUAUGAUUACCUGUAAAUAGAUGAAAUUGAUAUAUUUAUACUUUUAUAUUGGAAGUGUAUGACUUAAGCCAAUACGUAAAGGAGCAGGGAAAUCUCAUUGCUGAAAAACAAAAACCUGGAUGUAGGCAAAUGAUUUUAGUUUUAAUGUUGUUGUUUUUCAAUUAUUGUACAAAUAUUAUUCAAAAGUAAAUGAGUGCUAUUAUAAGACGUUUAUACUGAGAAUCUCUCGUACGGUAUGAUAUUAUUGAAAUUAUCCCCAUUUAUUACCUUUAUUUUGUCGUUGAGUGCAAUAAAAAAAAACACUAGAUGGUCAUUUUCUGUCAGUCCAAGCAAAAUGAUCUCUUUGUAGAAGAAACACGAGUAAAAUUAAAUACGAGUCACUUACAAUGUAACCAUUUUCACAGUGUCACGUGAUCGAAAAUUAAUUUGAGCCUUCUUUUGCGUCUUCCUUAAUUUGGCAGUAAGUACAAUUAUAAUGAUUAAGUAAUUUGUAGAGAAGUCAAGAUACCGUUUUGUUUGAAUUUUGCUAAAAUUCUUAUCACAAAAUAUCUAACAUUCAGUGCUAUUUUCUUACGGUUAUAAGCAUUUUACAUCUUAAAACAUUAUACAAUGUAGAAAGAAAACAUACAGUCAUUUCCGCGGCUUUAAUGUGCCUUUAAAAGUCAGUUGGUCAGUUUUUGAUCAUAAUUUACAGAAUUGACCCUCUACCUAUAUGGUUUAAAAAUAUCUAAUUGGACGAAGGACAUGGCCGUUAGGUGAAAAACCUUGAUACUGUUUAAUUGAUUUCGAUAUAAUUUCACAGAUAGGUUUUACAUGGUUUAAAUUGGAAUACAAAUGUGACCGCUAUGGGCGUGGUCAUGCAUAUAUGGCUGGAACAGUCUUUAAUUUACGGUAUACUGUUUAUAAAAGUUAAUUAUUGGAUUUGUUAAUUAUCCUUGUUAUACCUAUAAUCUGUAUAAUUAAUAUAUGAGCCGUGUCAUGACAACACCAACAUAAUGGGUUUGCGACCAGCAUGGAUCCAGACCAGCCUGCGCAUCCGCGCAGUCUGAUCAGAAUCCAUGCUGUUCGCUAUCAGUUUCUUUAUUUGUAAUAGGGUUUGUAAGCGAACAGCAUGGAUCCUGAUCAGACUGCGCAGAUGCGCAGGCUGGUCUGUUUCCAUGCUGGUCGCAAACCCAUUAUGUUGGUUUUGUCAUGACACGGCUCAUAUAUCGCUGAAUACUUAACUGGUGUUAAUUGUUCGUUAGCAACAUCUUUUCGGGUCAUUCGACGAUCUCUUAAUUGUGCAUAUGUUUUAAAUUUUUAUGAUGCAAAUUGUACACGGAUAUAUAAUUAUGUGGUGAAACACUUUUGAACAAAAGUGUUAUUUUUAAAAAGACAAAAUACAUCACCCUGUCAGGAAACAUUGACUAUCUUUGUGCAGAACACGCUAUAACUGCUUUCAUGGGGGCAUUUAUAUACAUGUACAUGCAUAUAUAUUUAACUUCAUGUAUACUGUAUACAUAUAAUAUAUAUAUAAAUUAUUCUGCUGAUUAAGUUAUAAACGCACAUGUUAUAUAUAGUCAAUGUGUAUUUUAAUGUUGUUCAUAUUUGGUACAAUAAAUACAUUAGUGUCUGUAAAAUGUUUUCUUUCAUUAGUUUUGUUUCGUAUGUUAUCUGUAAUGUCUAGAGCAAACUGAACAAUCAUUCCUGUACAUUAGAGACAUGGGACUUAACUCGUUGCAUUAAAAUAUAUGGCCUUAGUCGAACAAACUUUUUUGUGUGCGUUGAAAAAGGCGACAUAUAGGGGUUACUUUUGUCGGCGGCGUCGGCGACAACGUCGUCGUCCCCUUAGGCUUGUACGGAGUAUAACUCAGUCACUCAGUCGAAUUGACCCCAAACUUGGUAUGCAUGCUCCUUUUAAUAACCUGAAGUGCAGUGCACAAUAAUCUUUACUUUGCAGUUCUUCAUUUUUGAGUUAUUGCCCUUUGUUAAUUUUCAUACUUUAUUUUUGUCCAGGCCAUUUCUUCUAAACUAUAAAAGCUAUGGACUUAAAACUUCAUAGGGUUAUAGAUCUUAUUAAAAAAGAAGUGCAGUGUACAAGAACCGGUACUCUGCAUUUCUUAUUUUUUGAGUUAUUUCCCUUUGUUUAUUUUCAUUUUUCAUUUUUGUCCGGGCCAUUUCUCCUAAAUUAUAAAAGCAAUGGACAUGAGACUUCAUAGGCUGAUUGAUCUCUUUGAGAUGUAGUGCAGUGCGUAAAACCUAUACUCCAUGAUUUGUGAGUAAUUGCCCUUUGUUAAUUUUCUUACUUUAUUUUUGUCCGGUUAUUUUUGUCCGGUCAUUUCACUUAAACUAUAAAAGCUAUGGACUUGAAUCUUCAUAGUAUGUUAGAUCUUAUAUAGAAGAAGUGCAGUGCGCAAGAACCGGUACUCUAUACUUCAUGAUUUAAGAGUUAUUGCCCUUUGUUAAUUAUAAUACUUUAUUUUUGUCCGGACCAAUUAUCCUAAACUUUAAAAGCUAUUGACUUGAACCUUCAUAGGAUGAUGGAUCUUAUUGAGAAAAAGUGCAGUGCACAAAUACUAGUCUCUCUACUUCAUGAUAUUUCAAUUAUUGCCAUUUGUUAAUUUUCUUACUACUUAGGCUUGUCCAGGGCAUAACUUUGUCACUAUAAGUUUGAUUGACUCCAAAUUUGGUAUGAAAGCUUUUUUCAUUGCCUGAAGUGCAGUGCUUAAGAAUCCAUCACAGAGUCCUCCAUUUGAUCUGUCAGUGUAAAACUUCUCCAUGGUAUUUUUAUUUUUGAUAAUAACAAAUAUAACAGUUUUAUUAAUCCUGAUUUGACAUUGUUACAAUCAGUUCAAAUGUCAAGUUAAAGGUACAUGUACAUUGUAAGAGUGGUGUUUAUAAAUAACCUAUAUUUAAGAAGAAAAUGCCUUGGUGACAGAUAUACUGUUCACAAGGCGACACAUCCGACUCGCGGAGUUCUAGCUUUGCCAUAUGAGUGCAACUUUUAGUUGUAAGAAAAGGGUAUUUAUAAAUGCCAUGCAUUUGUCAGCUCAAAGUAAUAACUUCCAUUUUUUUGGUUAUCUAAAAUUUUGUUCUUUUGAACAUAAUUUGUAAAUAAAUAGUAUUGCAAAUCGUCUUGGUCAACUUUGAAAGAAACUAUGCCUAUCAUAUUGAUAAUUUUCCAUUUUGCUUCCUAUUCCAUUUAUAUAUAUGUUUAUAAUAUCUCCACUAUUAUAACUAUUACAAAAUUUCGUUUGUAUUAUGCUUUACCAGAGAUAUACAUGUUAUAUAUACAAUAAAUUGUAUGUACAUGUAUACAAAUUAAUGUUAUAUGAAAUAUAUGUUACGUUUAAUAUAUUUGAGCCGUGUCACGACAAAACCAACAUAAUGAGUUUGCGACCAGCAUGGAUCCAGACCAGCCUGCGCAUCCGCGCAGUCUGAUCAGGAUCCAUGCUGUUCGCUUACAGACCCUAUAACAAGUAUAGAAACUGAUAGCGAACAGCAUAGAUCCUAUUCAGACUGCGCGGAUGCGCAGGCUGGUCUGGAUCCAUGCUUGUCGCAAACCCAUUAUGUUGGUUUUGUCGUGACGCGGCUCAUUUUUCAAAGUUAUUAUUCUCUCUUUAAAAUAGAUUAUUUUUCAUCAAACUGUUCGAAUAUAAGUUUUCAUGAUUAAAAUAUGUCAUAGCUCUCA
Ruditapes philippinarum (Manila clam) is the source of this 4855-nucleotide messenger RNA. RefSeq names its product arrestin domain-containing protein 3-like. The transcript is spliced from 7 exons. Bases 74 to 1201 code for a protein of 375 amino acids. Gene Ontology annotation, biological process: protein transport. Gene Ontology annotation, cellular component: cytoplasm. NCBI's taxonomy places the organism in Eukaryota, Metazoa, Mollusca, Bivalvia, Venerida, Veneridae. The record is from RefSeq and is a predicted model, not a curated record.